UCCCAUUAAUCUCGUAACGUCGGAGCAAUCUUUCUUCUCAUUUUUCUCUCGUCGCAGCUUCGAAGAUUCUAGAAAAGGAACACAGAGAGAGGAAGAGAUGUCUUAUGUUCCACCUCACCUUCGGCAAUCUUCUGCAAUUCGGAGCUCCACAGCUUCCAAAGCUACAUCAGAAACCCUAGAUAACAAUCAGAAAAAUUCAUCUUCGAGCCUUCAUUACUCUUCUCUUCAGUCCUGGAGCUCAUCCUCUGCUUUCUCCGGCAUCUCCAAUGCCACUCAUCGGACCCCCACCAGUCUCCCGCAUUCUAGAGCUCUCCCUGCGCUUGAACCUGUUUUCCAGCAGUGGAAGCCGUCCGAGAGAGUUUUCCGUCUGAAGCCUGAACAGAUUGAAGAGGUUCGCUUGCGAUUGAAUGUUGAUAUUACUGUUGCUUCAGAUUCUCAACCUGCUCAUGCACCAAUUGAAUCCUUUACAGAUAUGUGUUUGCAUCCGAGCAUCAUGAAGGAUAUUGCUUUUCAUGAGUACACAAGACCAACUUCUAUUCAGGCCCAAGCAAUGCCUGUUGCUCUUAGUGGAAGAGAUCUUUUGGGUUGUGCUGAGACUGGGAGCGGGAAAACUGCUGCUUUCGCUAUUCCCAUGAUUCAGCACUGCUUGGCUCAACCUCCUAUUCGGCGUGGUGAUGGACCUUUGGCUCUAGUAUUGGCUCCAACAAGAGAGCUAGCCCAACAGAUAGAGAAAGAGGUCAAGGCUUUUAGCAGAUCUCUGGACUCCUUCAAAACUGCUAUUGUUGUGGGUGGAACAAACAUAGGAGAGCAGAGAUCUGAGCUGCGAGCAGGAGUAAAUAUUGUGGUUGCCACGCCGGGAAGAUUUAUUGAUCAUUUGCAGCAAGGAAAUACCUUUCUUUCUAGGAUAUCAUUUGUCGUUUUAGAUGAAGCUGACAGAAUGCUGGACAUGGGUUUUGAGCCACAGAUAAGAGAGGUGAUGCGGAACCUUCCAAAAAAGCAUCAAACUUUGUUGUUUAGCGCAACCAUGCCUGUGGAGAUUGAAGCACUUGCACAGGAGUAUCUUACUAACCCUGUCCAAGUAAAAGUGGGCAAAGUAAGCAGCCCUACGGCGAAUGUAUCUCAAAUAUUGGAGAAAGUCUCUGAAAGUGAGAAGAUUGAUCGGCUUCUGGCCUUGCUUGUGGAUGAGGCUUCUCAGACUGAGAGUUCUGGCCAUCCACAGCCACUGACCAUUGUUUUUGUUGAGAGAAAGACGAGGUGUGAUGAAGUCACAGAAGCUUUGGUAGCGCAAGGUUUGCAUGCUGUUGCUCUUCAUGGUGGCCGUAGCCAAAGUGAAAGGGAGGCAGCUCUUCGUGAUUUUAGAUCUGGUGCUACCAAUAUUUUGGUUGCUACUGAUGUUGCAUCUCGUGGUCUGGAUGUAACUGGAGUUGCUCAUGUUGUUAAUUUAGAUCUUCCUAAGGCAAUGGAGGAUUUUGUGCAUCGGAUUGGAAGGACAGGGCGUGCUGGAUCUACAGGCCAGGCUACAUCAUUCUAUACUGAUAGAGACAUGUUCCUUGUGGCACACAUAAGGAAAGCAAUUGCAGAUGUAGAAUCUGGAAAUACUGUGUCAUUUGCAACGGGGAAGGUUGCAAGAAGGAAGGAGAGAGAAGCUGCAGCUGCCCAAAGAGAAGCAAGGCUUGCUCUAUCCAAAUGUUCAGUGUUGGGUCCAGCAUCAAUAAACAUUGAGGACAAGUACAGGUAUAUGCUAACCCCAACGAACCUGAAGAAGGAGGGUGCUGCUGAUGAUGCUUGGGAUGACUGAU
Telopea speciosissima is the source of this 1799-nucleotide messenger RNA. RefSeq names its product DEAD-box ATP-dependent RNA helicase 20-like. Gene Ontology annotation, molecular function: ATP binding; nucleic acid binding; RNA helicase activity. NCBI's taxonomy places the organism in Eukaryota, Viridiplantae, Streptophyta, Magnoliopsida, Proteales, Proteaceae. The coding region runs from base 98 to 1798 and encodes 566 amino acids. The transcript is spliced from 14 exons. The record is from RefSeq and is a predicted model, not a curated record.